Molecule: messenger RNA, 4860 nt
Organism: Petromyzon marinus (sea lamprey)
Lineage: Eukaryota; Metazoa; Chordata; Hyperoartia; Petromyzontiformes; Petromyzontidae
Product: acidic leucine-rich nuclear phosphoprotein 32 family member A-like
Biological process (GO): regulation of apoptotic process
Cellular component (GO): nucleus
Molecular function (GO): histone binding
Source: RefSeq, a predicted model, not a curated record
CUGGCCUCGCGCCGUUGAAGCGUGGAGCGCGGGACACGAGGAUCGCGAGGCGCGAGUCGGGAGGGUGUCGGCGGGGUUUAGCGGGGAUCGGCGGGGAUCAGGAGGGACCAGGAGCGACCAGGAGGGACCAGGAGGGAGCAGGGAACCCAGGACCAGUCUCGGGGGACUCCAGUCGGAGAGCAGCGGCCCACAGCUCCCCCCCGGCCCGGUGGCGAGAGCGCCGCGUCUCCUCCUCCUCCCCGCGGGCCGCGCGGCCAUGGACAUGAAGAGAAUGAUCACGGAGAUGCGCGGGAAAGCGCCAGCAGAGGUGAAGGAGCUGGUGCUGGACAACUGUGGCUGCCGCGAGGGCAAGGUGGAUGGCCUCACGGAGGAGUUUGAGGGCCUGGAGCUGCUCAGCCUCAUCAACACCGGCCUCACCGCACUCUCCAGCCUGCCCAAGCUCCCCAAACUCAAGAAGCUGGAGCUCGGCGGGAAUAAGAUCACGGACGGCUUGGAAGCGCUGGUGGAGAAGACGCCCAACCUCACGUACCUGAGCCUCACCGGUAACAAGAUCAAGGAUCUGAGCAGCCUGGAGCCGCUGAAAAAGCUGGAGAAGCUGAAGAGCUUGGACCUGUUCAACUGCGAGGUGGUGAACCAGCCCAACUACCGCGAGGAGCUCUUCCGCCUGCUGCCUGCCCUGUCCUACCUGGACGGCUUCGACCACGACAACCAGGAGGCCUCCGAGUCGGAGGACGAGCACUACCCCGGGGAGAGCGAUGAUGAUGAGGACGACGACGACGAUGAGGAGGAUGAAGAUGAGGACGAGGAUGCCGUGGGCGAGGACGACGACGACGACGAUGAGAAUGACGUCGGCCUGGAAUAUUUGGCACGGGAGAACCUUCAGGAUGACGAGGAUGAUGGAGAGUACAAAUUCAAGGACGAAGAAGAGGAAGAGGAGGAUGAUGAGGAUGAUGAAGAGGAAGGGGAAGAUGGAGCCAAGGGGGAGAAGAGAAAGCGCGCCCCUGACGACGAAGGUGAAGACGAUGACGACGACGAGGAUGAUGAAGAGGAUGAGUGAAAACCGGCAUGCGUUGGCGUGUCGGUGGGCAAGGAGGUGCCGGGCGAGGGGAGGGUGGGGGGUGGGCUAGGGGCUGGGUAGUCGGGUGUGACGUGCGUGUGUGAAUGGGGGAGUGAAGCUUUAGGCCGAGCUGUGUUUUGGAAACUGCACCCGUUUUUAGUGACUCCCCCUGCGGAGCUGCACAGUCGAAAUACAAUCACGCAAUCAAUGGAGGAUCGUAACAAUGUGGCGAAAUGCACGGCUGAACCGUUGACUUUGCAAUUCGAAAGCACUGCAUCGUGGCAUUGGCAAGACAACCGGUUCCGUGGUGGUCAGUGUCCACGCCGGUUUCUCGCCGUAAAUGGGCAGAACCAUCGCGGUCGCACGGUCGGUUCGGCUAAAAGUCGAACCAACCUCCGUGACCUUAUUCGGGUGAUGUGCGAUCGGAAUAACUGAGUAUCGGAAUGUCUCAACAAUUGAUCGGCAGCAGUACAGGGCCUACUCUACUUACGAACGAGUUAGGUUCCAGAGGUCUGUUCGUAAGUCGAUUUGUCCGCAAGUCCAACUUUACUCCUAUCGAUUCCAAACACGUACGGCAUGUACACUAAACACGGGGAAUGGCUUUAAAAGUUGUAUAAUCUCCUGUAGAUGUAGAUGCCACUGGUUCUUCACCUUCUGCAGAUGUAGAUGCCACCACCGCCAACUAUUGCGCGGCAGUUGAACUUACGAUUCUUGGUCCAAACAGGCAACUGGACUUAGAGGCGGGUUUGUUUGUAUCACUGAAAGUUCGUAAGUCGAAUUUUUGUGCGCCGUGACGGGGCCACCACGAGGGGGCAUCGCUGGACAAAUGACACAGUUGGAUACCGAGAUUGAGAAUCUUUUCUUUUUUUAAACGGUUACCAGUACUUUCAUAAUUAAUGCUUAUUACACAUGAGUUAAUGAGUAUUGAUUUCAAAUUAAAAGGUGUCUUUUAACUGUUUGAAUGAAAAAAAAUAGGUUUCUUCCCUGGGCACUCUAAACCUGGUGUCCUCCACGUGUCCAGCCAGGCCCCCGCACGAGUGUCACUCCCCUGUCCGACUGUGAGACAACGCAUCCUUGCCAUGUUUGUCUCUCCACAUGACAAUUCAGAGUAUUCUUUUACACUCCUCCCGUCGGCCACGAGGGCCCUGUACGCCUGCGUCAUCAUACAACGUCUGCCGAUUGGAAAACCGGUUUUAGUCACGAAUCGGGAUUUAUUUAUCGUGGAGGAGGAAUCUGAUGAGCUGUGAAGCUCUUUGUCACAGAUGUCCGGCAAAGGGGAAUGGGUCCGCGAGUUACAUCGACAAACAAUACAACAACAAAAACGAUGUAAGAGCAAGAUAGAGAAAAGGUUAAGCAAGUCGCUCAAAUUAAAUACAGAGUAUCGAAGUAUACAUUUCACGAAUAUAUAAAUCCCCGCCGGUUAUUGUCAAUGCCAAACGCAAGCUUCAUAAAGUCUUAACGAUAGACGCCUCCGUGAGCGUGACGUUUAUUAAAAACAACAACAGGAAAUUUUGAGAAUUGCGCGAUGCGGUAUUACUAUGCGAUCGCGAUGACUGUAAACGUCACUGGAUCGGCCGCACGUUUGUGUCGCGGAGUAAAGAGGGACGGAACGUGCGGGGUGGACUCGACGGUGGCGCGGAACGGCGGCGCGACUCGAGCGCGUGACGCGUGCAGUGGGUCUCGUGAUGCCCGGGGGCGGUGCACCCCCUAGCAGCGCUGCAGUCGGGAGGAAGAGGCUGGGAGACUCCGCUCCAGGGAGACCACCGGAGUGUUGUCACCCGGGGCCGCCGAGCUCUCGAUGCAACCUCACGAGACACUUUUUGUUGCACUCGCCAUACCAAACCUUCCAUCGCUCGUGGAUCCCGAGUCUCCCUGUGUCUCUUCACGCAUUCCCUGCUGUCGUGGUCUUUUUGUUCCCUCCCCCGUCCUUAUCCAACGUUUAAUUAUUGUGCUGCCCAAGAAUCACGUACAUGUCAAUCGCUUUUUUUAAAUUCCCUUCUUCAUGACUAUAUUUCGGUCGGUGAUAUGUAAAAUUGCGCGAAUCAUUUCGAGGUAAAAAAAAACCCAAAAAGCGAGAAUUCCCAUUCAAGAGACUGCAAAUCACAUGUGUAGGGGGAGCUGUUGAAUUGAACUAAGGGUUUCGCAGUGUGACACUUCGGCUGCGUCAACACGAAAUCCAGAACUGGCCGUGUCCUUUCAUUUAUUUGACGGGUCAUUUUCAGAAUGUACCCAGGAAGCGGGGCUACUAGUUAAUUGCGGCACCGUGCCACCUGAAUGAGACUCUGAAAUCCCGGCACAGAGCAGAGUCGUGUUGAACUCCGCGUAACCCCUGUCGUCCUUACCCACGCGCCUCUGAUGAGCACGGUUGGCUAUGCACGGUGCAAAAGAAGUUCAACGUACACACGUACAUGCCGCCCGCAAGCGGUUGUUUCCGUCGCCGCCCGUGCAGUCGGCGUCACGCCACGCGUCCACUGCUGCGGUGCUCGCCCUGGGGGUCCCCCUCAGCGCCUACAGCGACACCGUCGGUCGCCACGCGUGCCUGGUCUUGCCUGGUGGACGCCUCGUGCCCACGGCUAGUUCACCGGCGUUGAGCGUGCCCAACGCUUGGAGCGCCGUGGUAGCGAGGCGUUAUCUCCCUCUGGUAUGCAGGAGGUCGUGGGUUCGAUUUCGACCCCGACGCCUGCUGUAUAUUUGGAGUUUGCAUGCCUCCGCGUGGUCGCGUGGAUUUUUUUUCUCCGGGGCCUUGGGUUUUUCGCUUCGGAUUUAGAAUCGACGUGCAUUUAGACAAUUUGGCUGCUUUAAAUUUUCGCGUGGUAACUUUGUUGGGCUAUUAUUUGUGGCCACUACGCUUGUGAAAAAGAGCUAUAUAGCUCGGUGGGUUUUACCUGGUCAAAUAAAAUAAUAAAAUAGACAAGGGUUGUCGCUAACGGUGCAGUUUUCAUGGGUCUGGUUCCCAACACGAGCUCCCCAGAAUGUAAACACAAGUAGACAUUUAAAUGUUAAGUUUUUGAGACGUGUUGAGUUAAAUAUAAAGUGUGCUUUUUUUUUUCUUCUAAACUUGGGUUUGUCUUUUGCUGUGUAAGCCAGCUCGUGCACCCCCACGUUCUUAGCUAGCGAGUGUUUUGUAGUAUUCUGUUAAUCAAGCAGGCAAGCCUCUGCUCCGCAAAGGUCCGGACGUUCCGUUUAUGUAAUCGUGCCCAGAAUUGUGCGUGUCCCCCGAGAAAACAAUCGCCUUUCGCACCGGGGGUCCGUUUAGUGAUGAUAAAUCGGCUCCUGUUUUGGCAUAUCUUGUUAGGUAGCCGUUACUUCAACAAUUGGGGGGGGAAAAGAUAUAUCGCUGAACGAUCAAGCGCGGAAUACUGCUACAGUCAUUUUCGACCACUAACCCCUCCGGAUUAAAAUGUUAAUUGACCAAAUACGUUGGGGGCGUAAUCCGUUGUCGUCGUUUUUAGGUUCAACUCGCUCUCCCUUUUGUCGCUGUGAUGACACAAAUUCUGGUGUCCCCUAACUUCAUCCUGGCAAGCGUGCCGCCCCCCCUGUGAACCACCCAGCACUGGGAGGCUCUGCUGACGUGAGCGACCGAGGGAGGGUUCAAAGCCAUAUCCCACGUGAUGAUGGAGUUUGCGGUACCCCUUGUUUAUUGGCGAAUCCCAGCUGUUCCAGAACAAUACAUUUAUACCGUUUUGUUGACAGUACAGUUUAUAUAUAUUUUCAUGUUAAGGUUGAAUUGUCUGGCGGCGUUCAAGUUGUGUCCACCUUGGAAUUGCUUAUAAACUGCUUUAAUAAAACAUUUUGAAUAUACA